AUGGCGGCCGUGGAGCUGGAGUGGGUGCCCGAGACGCUCUACAACACCGCCAUCUCGGCCGUGGUCGACAGCUACGGCCGGGCGCGCCGCAGGGACAUCCGCUCCUUGCCCGAGAACAUCCAGUUCGACGUCUAUUACAAGGUGGGCAAGGCCGGCGCCGGGCCGGGCCGGGGGGGACGGACCCCGCCAUAGGGCUGAGGGGAGGAAGGGAAGGGGGCACCCCCUUGAUUGUAUUUGGGGGGUCCGCGCAAGGGCGGCACUGAGGAGCGCCUCUCUUUCCCCCACCCCCGCCCUGUACCGCUUUCCCAAUUUGGGGGGGAAGGAAGAUGGCUGCAGCCCAGCCCAUUUUCGCCUCGGCCUUCCUUCUGCAUCCAGCCACCCAUUUCCCCAAACGGGAGCUUUUCCUUCUGCCGUCCGAGUGGACUCCCCCCCCCCCGAAAGCCAUGCCUCCCCCCUUGCUCCUAAAGCUAUUACUUGCGCCCCCUCCCGCUGUCAGAUUUGGAACCCCCAUCCUUAUUUGUUUUGCUCAGGAAGCGUCCCAACAGUUUCUUUGCCCCCCUCUGUACGUUUCAGAAGGGGGCUCUGUUUGCUACUCGCAUUUUAUUUGCAACCCACGCCCCAGGAAUCUUGUUUUUACCCAUCGCCUCCUCCUGCUCCUUCAAAUGGGGUUUGCACCCCCUUCUGAAUGACCAGUAUUUCAGAAUUGGAUUUGCUCAUGUAAAAAACAACAACCACCAUCCUCUUUGCUUGCGCUCCCUCACUGUAGAAUGUGGACCCUCAGAGAAUGUAUGUUGCUUAUUUACCCCACUCCCCGUUAUUUGGCUUUUUCUCCCCUUCACUGCAGAGCUUGCCCCGUGUAGAAUCGCUUUUUAGACCCUACCCGGAGUAUUUUCACCAUUUCUUGGAACAAUACUCACCAUCAUUAUAGUACCUCUCACUGUGAUCUCUUUUUUAUUUUGCCCCUUGCAACCCCCCCAAAAACCAACCCCCUUCUUUGCUGCCUUUUCCAGAAUUUUCCUUCUCAAAAACUGACUGCCUCCCAUUCCAGUUUUGCACACCCAUCCUAGGCAAGUGCCCUGACACCCCCCAAAAAAAUUCCUUGAUCCUUUCUUUUAUGUGCUCUUCUUACCCUGUAUGUAAGCACCCAUUCUAGAAUUUGUCCCCUAGAAAAAACUAGUAUCACUUUUUGCCCCACACCCCUUUCCUCCAGAACUUGGAACAGAUUUAUGUCUCAGAUUUGGGGGGCACUUUCCAACCAGGCCUGUUGGGGCAGGGUGAUGGUAGCAGUUAAGUCUGCAUAGGAGCCUAAGCUUGCAAUCCUGACUCCACUUAUCUGGGGGCAAAUCCUGUUUAAUUCAGCAGGACUUGCUUCUGAGUAGAUAUGGUUAGGAGGAUUGCACCAUAAAUGUGUAAUUGAUAUCUCUCUUUCUAACCCUCGACUGCAGAGGAUUAACUAGACUGAGUACUGUUUUGUUGGAGUGGGGUGUCAUAAUCAGCACUGCUGUGGCUGUGUGUUUCCAGUGUUGGUGUUUUUCUUGAGAGUGUAGAAUGCUUUGUGAUACAAUGAUGUUGGAUUACGCUGUCUUGCCUAGACUCUAUUGGGAGCAAUAGAGAGAGAUUUGUGUCCCUCGCCUCACUUCGGUUUGUAGAACUGGGGUGCUGAAGAAAAUAAGGAUUUAUUCUCUCUCAAGUUUCUCAUGACAGCUGGAGUUCUUAAUCAGAAGUACCCUUUUAAUAUAAAGACUGCAUGCUUUUCAUUUUUCCUAAAAUCGCCAUCUCAGGUUAGUUUUAUUGCUAUUUGUUUUGCCAUCCAGUUAAAUAUUCAAAGUGGUCCUUUGAGAAUGUCAACUUUAUAGAUCAAGGGCAAGUCGAAGGAUGCCUGGUAUUUUCCUAGAGUUUGUAUUCUAUAAGCUGCUCUGGGUUGCGUGUAGAGUCUCCGCUUCCAUCAUUCUUCGAUGUUAAUCUUAUUGUUUGUUAUAGAGCAAAUUGCUCUGUGGUGUUUAUCCAGUGUUCUUUAAAAGACAAAGAAAAGUAAUACUCAUUAUGGGUCUAUUCUUGAUAGUGGAAAAAUAGGUUCAACUUCUACCUACACGUUUUGGGGUGGUGGGUAUACUAACGUGUGCCCCUGCUUCUUAAGAAGGCAGAAAGAAUAAUAAUUGAUUCCAUCCCCACCUUCCCAAGCCUUAGCAUAUGAGAAUUGUUUUCCAGUCCUUCUGUAUGUGAGCUUUUAAAAAGGUGUCUCGAUAAAAGGCACCCCCCACUUUCAUCAUUGACCUAGUCUAGAAGGACAAUCAAACAGGAACAGCACUGUAAUGGGAUCCAUUUAUGUCACUUCCAGAUACCCUCUACCUUAGAUAUUGGGGGGGGGGAGCCAUUUAAAUAUUCACAUUUUAGCCACUGAAUGGACAGAGCUUUUGGUUCAAGGGAGGCUUUUCACUCACCAUUUCCAACACAAGAGAAUCUUAGUUUCUGCAAAAGGCACCCCUUCGAAAGAAAGUAGUAUAUAUUUAUUUGUACGCUGCCUUUUUCCUUGAUGAGACUCAAGGCAUCUUAUAGAUAAAAAUAAGAACUGCUAAAACAUAGAAAAAUCAAUCAAACAUAGAAUGAAAUGGAGAUUAAAGCUGUCCCUUGAUAGGAUAGAGCUGCUGCAUUUGGAAAUGCAAGGAUGAGCCUUGUCAAAGGCAGGGAAAUCUGCAAACGUAUAUGUUGGCUGGAGUUCAUAUAUCAUAUCCCCAUUUAUGUCAUAGAAUCAUUGAACUGUAGACUUGGAAGGGACCAUAAGGAUCAUUUUGUUCAACUCCCUGCAAUGCAGGAAUCUUUUGCCCAACACAGGGCUCAAACUCAUGGCCCUAAGAUUAAGAUUUUUAUUCUGUACUGACUGAGGUAUCCCAGAUGAGGAAAGCUGUGAAUGCUAAGUGGGCAUUUCAGCAGGUUUCAUUGCUUUCAUGUACAGUGGUGCCCCGCAAGACGAAUGCCUCGCAAGACGAAAAACCCGCUAGAUGAAAGGGUUUUCCGUUUUUCGAUGCGCUUCGCAGGACGAAUUUCCCUAUGGGCUUGCUUCGCAAGACGAAAAUGUCUUGCGAGCCUUGAGAUUUUUUUCGCUCCCCCCCUUUUUCUAAGCCACUAAGCCGCUAAUAGCCUUUUAGCCGCUAAGCCUUUAAUAGCCGCUAAACCGCUAAUAGCGCUAAUCCGCUAAACCACUAAUAGGGUUGCUUCACAAGACGAAAAAACCGCUAGACAAAGAGACUCGCGGAACAGAUUAAUUUUGUCUUGUGAGGCACCACUGUACACCAGGAAUGGGAAACCUUUGGUUCUCCAGGUGUUGCUGAACUGCAACUCCCAUCAGUCCCAGCAAGUGUGGCCAGCAGCCUAGGGUGAUGGGAGUUGCAGUUCAGCAAUAUCUGGAGGGCCAAAGGUUCCCAACCCUAGUUUUAGAUUAAUUUAUAAUCAUACAGCUGGGAUAGCCAAGUAAUUCAUUUGCUAUUCUCUUGUGGCAGGCAGUGGUCCAGUUUCUAAGCCAUGAAUUGGGUGGGACAGGGGGUAGAGGAACUUGUCACUGAGCAAAGGAAGUCAGACCAGAUGCCCUUCCAGCCCCAUUCCAUUUGAUCUGUAUCUCCUGAUAGUUACUCAUGAGUGAUGUACAUUUUUAACUGUAUUUGUGAAUGACGCUGUCACCUAGCAGAAAGUAUGCCACAGUUCAGAUUCCUAGUUCUUCUCAUAAUGAUGGCCUUGAGCAAGGUGUUUUGUCACAUCUCUGCUUGUGAUCUGAAGGACAUUUCAGAGGAACUUUCCAAACCAUAUUACAGAAGUUACUGGCCCACAAAAUAAUGUUAAUAGAACUCACAGCUCUGGAAGGGGGGUGGGAGAGAAAAACCAUCUUCCUUCUCACUUACAAAAGUUUGUUUGCUUUAAUCCCUGGUGAUUAUUCUGACUCACCAAAUGACUAUUUAUAGGCCUGAUUUUAAAAAUGUGUAUUUUCUACCACUCUCAUUAUUUCCAUAUUAGUGUCCGGAUUGUUUUUCCAUGGAUAAUUCUUUUUCUGCACUUUAAAAGUAAGAAUUUCAGAAUACAUGCAUUGCUUCCACAGUCUUCUGGCUGCAUAUAUUCAUAAAAUGACAAAUGCAGAUUCCAAGAUGUCUGCAAAACUCACUGCUGUUACCCAGCCUGUGCUGUAGUUCACAUAAAUCCAGCAUUUUAGGGCACUGACUAUUCUUUACAUGUCUACUCAGAAAUAAGGCGCAAGCUCUUUUUUCAGCCAUAAGCCCAAAUCCUUGAGCCUGAUUUGAAAAUGAAGCUGGUUCACAAUGUCACAUCUAGGGUGCUGUGCAGAAUACAUACCUAACGCAUGUGUUUACAAGAACAUCACAGGCUGCUCAUUAGCUACUGAGCCAUGUACAGGAUUCUGUUAUUAACAUCCAAAAUCAUGAAGAACUUCAGACCAAAACACCUAGGGCACCAUAUUCCCCUGAACGUACCCAGUUGAUCAUUACGGUCAUUGGAAGAGGUCCUAUUGGCCAUGUCAUGGCUAGCAGAUCAAGUGACAGCGUGGAAAGCAAACUUCUUGAAGUGGCACCAACCCCCGCCAUACAAUUUGAAAGGCAUUGACACUGAUGUGUUUUGGGCACCUACUGAAAACGUACUUGAGCAUUUCCUGACCAUUUUUAGAUGGCACACCUCAGUAUUUGUUUUACCCUUUAGCAUUUUGCUUUAGUGUCUCGAUCCCUUCCCAACAUAACUCUGCUGAAGAGCAUCUGGUUUGCAUGCAAAAGGUUCCAGCCUGGCAUCUCCAGGUAGUCCUGAGAAUGUCCCCAGUUUGAAACCCUGCAGAGCUGCUGCCAGUCAGUGUAGACAGUACUGGACUAGAUGUACCAAGGGUCUGACUCCUUAUAAAGCAGCUGUCUAUUCUCCUAUGAUUCUUAUGGAUAGUACAUAUUUGCAUUUUGUUUAUAUUCUAGCCUUUUGAUUUUAUGGUUUUUACUUUAUAACCCAUUUAAGAGAUUGCCUCCACCCAGGGAAUAUUUUGAGGAAUAGCAGUCUACUGUAAAGCUAUCAUACUCAUCUCUCCAUUAGGCAUUUAGACAUCCCUUCCCAUACUUCUAGUCUGAUAUAUGUAAUGUUUGUGCAUUAACUUAGGUCAUCUGGGAUACAGCAAGUGGUAUGGAUUCUGAAUCCUUGUUUAAUCAAAUUUAUGGACAAGUUUCCCCAAAUCACUGGUGGUUUCUCUUGUGUCCUAAAGGUUUCAUCAUAAUCUUAAUAAGUACUAAAAGCUAUUUCAUUUUUUUUUAAAAAAAGUUUUAUAUAUUAAACACUCCUUAAAUUUAUUAAACAAAUGCCUGUUUGUUUAAUAGCCUUAAUAGCCUAUAUUCCCCUGUAAUGUUUAUAUUUUAAGGAAACAAAUGAAGGAACUGAAAACUCUUAACAUAUUAAUUUAACCGCAGUGAGUAGUCACUGGGGAUAAGUCAUCUGGGAGCAAUGUUAGUAUGCAACUUUGCAAUUGUCCAGUGCAACUAGUAUUGCAUUUAUCCCUUUAUGUAACGAUUUGGUGUUUUUGAAACAGAGGCAAGGUGGUGGUUAGGGCUGGGUGACGACUGGUUUUCAGUAUAGUAAUAUAUCACCAGCUAAACAUCACAAUAUAUCAAUAUACUGUAUCACGAUAUCUGAAAUAAGGAAGGUACUAUACACAGGCAAACAGGACAAUGUCCUGGCAACUGCUACUACUUAUGGGUCUAAAACUGAUAAAUGCUGAUAUUAUCAAUCACCUCAUGGUCACUUUCAGCUGCAGGCAAGCCAAAAUGCAUCCAAAUGAGACUUUUGGUUUUGGGCUUGGCUACCAAAUGGUGGCAUUCAGGACACCCCAGAGUACGGUGAUGAGUCAUAGAGAAUACAAAUAAUCUGAGACUGCCAGCAGGCCUGCUAGGCAGCAGAAGCCUCACCAUGGCACAGCCUGUGAGGCCUUGUUGUGGUGGCAGUAGUGGUGGCCUGCAAGGCUUUGUAGCAGUUGCAAAAGUGUUGGCAGCCUGCAAGGCCCUGUAGUGGCAGCCUGUAAGGCCGUGGCAGUAGCAGUAGUGGCAGCCUGUGAGGCCUUGCGGUGGCGGCAGACUCUGAGAAAACAUAAUAGUAUAACUUGCACUCUUAGAUCACUGUGUUUGAUUCCACUUCUUACUGAGCUAAGGCUGUGUACACACCAUACAUUUAAAGCACAUUACCAUUCCCAAAUAAUCCUGAGAACUGCAGUUUGUAAAGGGUUUUGUAGCUUGCGGCUGGCGCUGUGGUUUAAACCACUGAGCCUAGGGCUUGCCGGUCGGAAGGUCGGUGGUUUGAAUCCCCGCGACGGGGUGAGCUCCCCUUGCUCGGUCCCAGCUUCUGCCAACCUAGCAGUUCAAAAGCACGUUGAAGUGCAAAUAGAUAAAUAGGUACUGCUCUGGCGGGAAGGUAAACGGCAUUUCCGUGCGCUGCUCUGGUUUGCCAGAAGCGCGGACAAAUGCUGGCUCCCUCGGUCUAUAGAGCGAGAUGAGCACCGCAACCCCAGAGUUGUCCGCAACUGGACCAAACAGUCGGGGGUACCUUUACCUUUACCUUUAAGGGGUUAAUCACAAUUCCCAGUAUUCUUAUUUCUGGGGAGUCAUGUGCUCUUCAUGCAUGGUGUAUUUGCAGCCUGCAUCGUCAGUUGAAAAAACACUUAUGCCUAUUGUAUUUACAGGUGAGGAGGCUAGAUAAGGAGGCUGCCUCCAAACAGAGUCCCUACAGGAGCUUUUUCUUCAAAAUUUAAAGUGACUAGUCUAAGGACUUUUUUAUUUUUAUUUUAAAAAGUGAACAGCCUUACGUGUUACUUGGCCCAUGGCAUAGGUUUUAGUUCCCCAUGUGUUGUUGGCCUUUCUGAGCUUUGCUGAAACUUACUGAGUAAGCUCUCAUGGUGUGCUGGCUGGAUUGCCUCUUUAAUGUGCUGCAGUGCAAACUCUUUACAAGGCCUUGUAUUUCUUUCCAUAAUACAAACAGCAUCAGGUAGGAGAGCAGGGGUAAUAAUGCGGAGCCCUCCUGAUGGUUUGAGCUCCAGCUCCCAUUAUCCCUGACCAAAGGCCACACUGGCUGGAGCUGGUGAAAGCUGUAGUUCAGGAGAUCUGGAAGGCAGCAGGUUGGGAAAGAUGACUUAGAAAAUCAUACCACAAGAUGUGGUUUGGUGCAGGAUUGAUUUUAUUUAAAUCAAAUCGAUUUAAAUCGUGAUUUAAAUCACUAGUCAGUAAGACUUGAUUUAAAUUUAUUUUUUUUACAGAAAGACUCAUUCUUGCUGGUAUAAUCUUAAUAUUUACAACCAGAUGAAGGUUUCAUUUUUGGAAUAAUAAAUUUUCAGAGUAGUUUUUACAGUUAUAUUAAAAAAAUACUGAGUUGGUUAUACCAUUAGAAAAACAUAGACAGAUAAUUAUGAAAUUAUUGUGAGGUUUAAUAAGUUAACUGUUAUAUUUGGACAACUUUUCUGCUGUACUUUAUUGGAAGGAGAAAAAUAAUCAUUUCCUUAAUAACAAUUUAAACAAUUUAUUUAACUAAAGCAAUAACAUUAUAGCAUAUGUAUCCAUGUUUGUUAACUGAUGUGGUUAAACUUUGGGGGGGGGGGGAUCUUUAGAAAGAUUUUUCCUCCAAAAGCAUUUUAUUUUAAAAAUCCGAUUUAAAUUUUAAAAAUCUGAUUUAAAUUUUAAAAAUCUGAUUAUCAUUUUUUUAAAAAACGAAAACAAAACAUUGAUUUUUAUCCACCCUGGUUUGGUGGAAUGUCUCAUUUGAGCCACUGGGUGAUUUCUUAAGACCUUCAGAAUCCAAAGUUUGGAGGUUCAGAAAGGAGCAAUGGCUUCCAGUGCUAUCCAGUUGCAAAAUAUAGUUUGCUACGGCAUGCAAAUGCAUCAUAUGGAUGCAGACAAGAAUGCCAAACUUUGGCUUGGUUUGAGGCCAGACUGCAAUUUGAGCAAACCCUAGUUUGCUGCAUCUGAAGCGACAGCAACUAGAAGUGGGAGCUUUGAAACUCUCACAUUCAGAGAUUAGGGAGGGAGGAAGGAUCCUGAUCACAGUUUGAAGGAUAAUCUGAAUGCGGCCACUGUGGCUAGACAUCUGAACAGAGCCGUGUGGGGCUCUCCGUGUCUGUUGCCCUCUAUUUGUGGGUGCAGUUAAAAGAUUCCAUUCACUGGUUUAUACAAAUAUGGAAUUUCUUACCAAUCUGGAUAUCAAGCUGUAAUGAGCCCUGAGGAAGUGACUUGGUGGGACUGGCUGCAUGAGGAAUGGGAGGUGCUCAAGGAGCUGAGGGGCUCUGAUCCUGGGAAAGGAGCUCAGCGCGUUCAGAGUCAGAGGUCAGGAACUGGGUGAAGGGCUGUGUCUCUGUUCCCAUCAGAUAUGCUGAAUGUUGCCUUGAUACUGAAUGAUGAGGCAUUAUAAUUUUGUAUAUGUGUAGAACCUUGCCAUACUUUAUGAUAGUGUGGAUUAAAAAUACUACAGUUAACAAACACGCACACCACAGAGUUUGUUCUCGUCCAAAUGCCUUAUCUGUUCUCAGCCUUAUCUAUGCCAUGCAGGUAGGUUUGAAUGAGAGGAACUGUACUGUACACCUCCUUAUUCUUCUGAAAGGAAGGAUGGGAUGCAAAGUUGAAUUACAAAUGAAUGAAUAAGUGAAUUUUUGGUAUCUUCAAAAAUGGAACACUCACUAUUCAGUUUGCUGGCUAGCUUUUCUGUCUACAGACUCUUGAUCUUUCAUGAGCACUCCAUUUUACAAAGUGUGUGUAAAAGUUAAAUGAGCAGACCCAGCAAAGAAUUACUAAAGCGUAUGCUUCUGUAGUCCUCACGUGAGACUAGGUGCUUCUCAAGAUAACAUGUGAGCAUAUGCUCUUCAUAACAUACUGUUCCUUAAUCCAACUCCCGCAUUGAUUUCCCCCCCCCUGUGUAAUUAUUCUAGGCAAAGAUGCCGCAUCUCAAAUUGUGAAAACACACAGUCUUAGCUUGUGGCACCUUUCCUUAAAUUAUUGUUUGGUAUAUUUUUCCAGAUCAAGUGCUGUAUACAAUAAAGUUUUACUCAGGCCAGGUCGAUUGAAAUUAAUGACCCUAAAUUAGUCAUCCCCACCAGUGUUCAAAAUUAGCCAGGUGCAUUUUGCACCUGGGUAUCGGCCACUUGCGACCAAGUGAAGAUGCCUGGGUGCCAGGAUGGCACCUGACAUUUCCAUCUUCUGGAGGUGCAUGCCUAGGCAUCAUUGGAUCUUGACUUUUUUCACACACUAAUACAACAUCCUGAAGAAUUGUAUCAGUCACAUUUUAUCUGCGCAAUUGGAAUGAAUUUCAGGAAGCAGAAUACUUUUUCUAUGCAGCCUGAGCAGGAACAGGGAAGAAUGUUAUAGUUAUUUGUAGCUUGUCUUCACUUACCCCACCACCUUACUCACAGUUGUGAGGAAAAAGAGGUAGGAUAAAAUAUAAGGGACACUCCACAUAUUGGCCUGUUCCUAUCCCUUUUCCUUAAUGGUGACACAGACCAUUCAUAACUUAAGAAUUUUCUUCACAACUAUGAGCAGGGUGGUGGGGUAAAUGAAGACAAGCUACAACAGUUAACUAUAACAUUGUUCACUGCUUCUGCUCAGGUUGCACAGAAAAAACAUUUUGCUUCCUGAAGUCCAUUUCAGUUGCCCAAGAAUGGCAACGAGACUUUCCGUUUUGGUGACUGCAACCUUGGUUUAAGGAGCCAUUUGGUGCCUACCUUAUAUAUCUGAGUUUGUAACAAUGCAUGCCCCUUAAUUUCAAUGAGUUGGCUCUGAGUAGGGCUAGCCUUGGAUACAUGUCCAAACGCAAUUAGACGGCUCGAAAAUAGUUUGUUGUUUUGGUUAUGCUUCUUCCAUGUUCUUCAUAUGUUUUGGAUAUGCCUGGUGCCCACAUGGGGGAAGUACAUAGCCACAUAUCUUAUUGUCAUGUGAAAAUUAGUGGAAUUACCUGUUUUGCCAAAAUUGCAGCAGGUAGUUUAAAUUUAUGGGAACCAAUACCAUGUGAUAGCUAAGAGUUCCGCAGUGCUAUAAACAUUUUAUUUUGGCAUAUCUUUUAGUCGACUGUUUACCAGAUGCAUGGAUUGUUACCUGCAUUUGGCAUGUACACGGGCGUCAAGGGGAAAUUUGGAAAACAGUGGCAUCAAGAGGCCAUAGAAUGUGGGGGCAUGAUUUACCGAAAGUACGCAAAAUAAAGGGCAUCACUUCAGCCUACACCCCCCCAACAGCAUUUAUUUUCCCCUGCAACCAUUUCUUUCGUAGACAUCAGUCCCAAUUCUUCAGAUUCAUGACCAGUUUAUGUAGCUGUAGAGAAGGGAUGUGGAAGCUGUGGCCCUCGAGAUGUUCUCGGGAUUAUGUCUGCGAUCAUCCUUCACUAUUGGCCGUGUUGGCUGAGGCUGUUGGGACUCUGACAACAUCUGGAGGGCCACAUAUAUGCCUCUAGGGCAGCCUUUCUCAACCUGCGGGUCCCCAGAUGUUGUUGAACUACAACUCCCAUCACCCCUAGCUAGCAAGGCCAGAGCUCAGGGAUGAUGGGAGUUGUAGUCCAACAACAUCUGGGGACCCACAGGUUGAGAACCACUGCUCUAGGGGAAGCCCACAAGCAGACCCUGAGUGUAACAGCCCCCUCUCCCCUCCUGCGGUUUCCAGCAACUGGCAUUCAGAAGCACCCUUGCUUCCAACAGGAACAUAGUCAUGGGGGUUAGUAAUCACAGAUAGCUUUAUUCUCCAUGGUUGGCAUCUGGGUGGCCACUGUGAGACCAGGACGCUGGACCAGAUGGGCUACUGACCUGAUCCAGCAGGCUGUUCCUUAUGUUCUUAUCCACAAGCAGCUGCCUGUCCUUUCUUGGAAAUGGGUUAUUCAGUGAGGUGGACUUUCAUUCUGACCCAGUUCUUAGCGAUACAUAUUUGGACCGGCCAUUUCACUGAGCCUCUUCUGCAGGCAGCUAAAUGGAUUUCCUUUUGUACAUGUUAUCUUUGUUUCUCCAGCAAGAAACAGAGGGGGAAAAACAUUUUCAAAAUAUGAUUAGGACAUCGCAAAGGAAUUAUAUGGUGUGUUUUUUAAAAAAAUAUAUUCUGGCAGGAUUACAGUGCUGCAUACAAAUUAUCUGAAAAGGCAACACUAUAUUAGGGAAGGAGAAGCAAAAACAAUCCGAGAGAGGAUUUCAUGUCGUUCUUUUUCUCUGGGAUAACAAGAUGGAGUUACAAUUUAAGGUCUUUAAUCCUGUCGUGAAGUCAGUAAGACCUUUAUUACUGAGAGUUUCAUUUGGAACAAGGAGCUCCAGUGAAACACUAAUAUUGCACACUGAAGGAAUUUUUCUUUAGUAGUUUUGUUUCUUCCUCUUUCUCCUAAGAGCAUCUCAUUCCAGUUUUGGGGGUGUGGGGGUGUGUCCAGGUGGUCUCCUGAAUAGAUGCUGGCCAGACUCCCUACAUAUUCAUGUCCCACCUGCCUAUUAGGCCUGGAUAAUAUAUUGCCCAGGACUGGUAUGAGGAGGAGACCCCGAUGUUGACUUCAGUCAGCGGUAUAUUGCUGGUAAAACCGCCACUGCUCCUGAGUUCCUCUGCUAGCAGCAUCUUCUGGAGGGAGACAAUAGUCCCUUCCUCCAGUGGGCACUGCUAGCAGAGGAACUUGGGAGAGGUGGCGGUUUCAGCAGUGAUAUACCCCUGAGUGAAACCGCCAUCCCACUCUGCCCUUGUUCCUCCUCUUUAAACUGCUCAACUGAGGAGUGUGCAGCUGCCCUUGCUUCAGCCAAGCAGUUAAAGGUGCCCCCAGCCCAGCACGGCUCCCCCCAACUGAGCUGAGCAAAGCAGCCCCAAUGCUCCUGCUGCUUGCUUGCGGGGGGGGGCGGGACUGUCUUAGUGGGCGGGGGGGAACCUUCCCUAUCCUCAGCUGAGCUGUUCAAACAAGCUGCAUUGUCCCAGUCUCUGAGUACCUGGGUGAAACCACCUCAGCUCCUGCUGUGUGAGCUGGGGCAGUCUCACCCGGUGCCCAGCAUGCAGAGGCCAGUGCAGUUUCUUUUUUCAACAUUGUGGUAUAUCGCCAAACCGUGGUGAUACACCGCGAUGUUGAAAAGCUGAUAUCGCCCAGCCCUACUGCCUAUAGCGCACCAACCAUGUAUUUCGCAGCUGAGAGUAAUAAGUAAAUCAUCCCAUGUGCUCCUAUGUAUGCAAGGCUUCUGGGCUGGGUCACUGAUCCAACAUUGGCAUUAGAAAAAGGAAAUGAAGACCUUUGCAUACAAUUAGGAGGAGUUGCCAAAGACACACCAUUAAAAAGCAGCAGCAUUUCUUCCGAAAAUAAGAUUGGGGUAAUGGGCUUAGGAGGGGACCUGUCGCAUCCCUACAAAUCCAUUGCGGAUCCCUACAUCAGAACUGAUUUUGUAAGCUGCUCUGAAAAGCCUUUUAGCUACUGGGCAUGGUAUAAAUGCAGCUACAUCAUGACUCUUUAGUAGAGGGUCAUUAGUCCAUCCGUGUUUUGCUUGUCUGGUGAAGGGGUGAAGAUUUCUCCUGCCACUGGAUCCUUCCCCUCCCCCCAAGAACUUUUGAGUUCACUUUCUGCAUGUACGUGCCCUUGCCCUGUUCACAUGUUGCCUGUGGUGUAGUGGUUAAGAGGGUUGGACUACUAGGAUCUAGGGAAACCAGGUUUCAAAUCCCCACUGGGUCCUGAACCUCUUGCUGGGUUACCUUGGGUGCCAUUCUCAGUCUCCUGGCCUACCCUACCUCAUGGGGAUGUUGUGAGGAUAGAGCAGGGGAAAAGGAAAACCAUCAAUGUAUUCCAUCUCAAGCUUGUAGGAGAGGUCGGAUGUAAAUGUAAUAAUAAUAGUAAAAUUUAAAUAGCCUUCAAUUUACUCAUAUGGUAUGUGCUCCUUACUUCAAGUGGUGAGAAGUUCCAGGGGCUGCAUGGCCUAGGUUUGGUUUCUUUUGGAGGUGAGGACAGGGCACCGAAGGCUUAAUGGCAUUGGGAGGGGGGGAAAGUGUGUGGUUUAUUUACAAAAGGCAGGUAGCAUAUGCUCUCCUUCUGGGCAGCAGAUCCCAUACCUCCCAUCUGAUAUCCACCAAGGGACCCUUUGCACACCAAACUGCUUCUCACUUUUAGCUCCUAUCUGUUCCAUUAACUGCCCUUUUUGUGCGCUCUCUCUCUCUCUCUCUCUCUGUGUGUGUAUGUGGCUUGUGUCCUUGUUCUCUUUCUCACCCACACCAACUCACACCCUUCUCCUUAGCCAGGGAUGUCAUCAUCUCCAAACACUUUUAUCAUGGAUAAAGCUAUUAAUGACCACCAGCCUUGAAGGCAGAGGCAGCGUGGCUUUGAAUGUCAGUUGCUGGGAAUCACAGGUGGAGAGAGUUGCUGUUGGACUCAGGUCCUGCUUGUGGUCUUCCCUUGGGGGCACCUGGUUGGCCACUGUGAGGACAGAAUGCUGGACUAGAUGGGCCUUUGGUCUGAUUCAGCUGGGCUCUUCUGAUGUUCUUCUGAUGGUGUUUUCAUUCUGCACAUUCCAGGGAAAUCUCUUUUCUAAGGAACCAUCUUCUAAGAAUUAGCUCCCAGACAGAUUAAAAAACACAGAAGUAGCCAUGUUACCUCUGUUGCAGCAAAAACAGCAAAGAACCUUGUGGCACCUUAAAGAUUUACCAGAUUUUGGUAUAAUAUUUUGUGGGUCAGAGUCCACCUCACAAUAUGCAUGAAGAAUAAUCCCCAAGUACAGGUGUGGUAGAGGACUAUAAAGUAGUGAGAUCAGAGGGAAAUGCAAAGCAAAUUGUGCAGAUAGUGACAACUCAGUUAGUGCCAGUGCGCAUGCAAAGUAAGCACAGUCACCCUAUAUUACUGCAGUGAUAGGUGAUAAAACUGUCAACUUGGCAGUGCUGAGUUGGUUAACACCUACAGAACCAUAAAGAGACUAUAAAGAACCAUAAAGGCAGAAGAUUUCUAAUUGUGGCCUGCAAGCUCCAUGCAGCUCUGCAGAACGAUUGUGAGACAUUCAAAAAUACCUGGAACUGUAUACUGAAUUAUGUUUUUUUCCUGAUGACUGAGAUGGAGGCUGUUUUGAACAGGGCUGGAGUUACCAAACCAGCUAAUAAGAUUGAUUAAGGGACCAACCAUAUUUACUCAGAGUAGACCCAGUUAAAUUAAAUUAGUCAUAUUUAGUUGUGCCCUUUAGUGUCACUAAGUCUACUCUGAAUAGAACUCAUUGAUUUUCAUGAUAUAGACCGAUGCAGACUGCUAAUCUGUCCCUUAAAAGCUACCAGUUAAAGGGACAGCAGUCUGGGCUAGUCCUGGGUCUGUGAUUUUCACAGUAUGGGGCUGCUUUUUGUGAUAAUCCUGGAAUGGAAGAUAAAAGUUCAAUAAGUUGUUUACAAAACUGUGAAGUUUGAGAAUAGCUGCUUAAAGGCAAGCCCACAGUGUUAUUCCAAUACAUAGUGAUAAUCGCGCCCAGAAUAGUUGAGUAGAAAUUUUGUGUAAAAGCAGAAUGGGAUGUGGAACAAGGGCAUGGUUCCUUGAGAAUAAGAAGCUAUAUUGGACUGCUUUAAUGAAAACAACAACUCAAGACUUCUUCUGAACAUUUACCUUUAGAUUCCAUCCACACUGGCCAAAAAUGGGGAAAGAUUGAUACCCACUUUUAGAUUCCCCAAUAUGGGAAUUCAUGAGGUUUUCUGUUUUAUACAGAGUGGCUUGGAACCCAAAGCGCAAAGAUCAAAGCCGGUAGAGAGCAUAGAGUGACUCAGAAACAGAAUGGAGUUUUUAAAAACACGCACAUAGCAGGUGAACAUGUAUACUGACUGGAAUUACUCCUGGAACCAUCACAAAGUAGACUGUGAGCUGCUCAAAUCUUUUCUACGCCACGAACUACCGGGCAGAUUUUUGGCAAGGUGACAUAUCUUGACCUUGGCACGCAUCUAAUGGCACAUGAUAGGGCAGGUUUCUUCUUUCUGGGUACACUUGCCUAGAUGGGAAGAAGAGUUGUAAUGUUAAGCUAGCAUUGCUGUACUGAAUGCUAGAAUCUCAAAAUGAAAUUGCAAACAAAAGCAUAAAAAAAACCAUGGAGCAAGAGCUGAAACAAAUUCAGUAAAUAAAUCUGCAGUAGGUAGAUGACUGCACUAUUCUGCCUUGCAGCACACUUGCAGGAUUGCUGAGAAAUGAAGCAUUUUUCAAAUACGCUGUAAAAAUGUUGAACAUUACUAUUUGCAAGCCUGAACCAGGAUUCGACAGUGCAACAAUCAUUGUACACUUGUUAGUUUAGCGAACUCAUGAAUGAUUAUGGUCCGGAUAUUAUAUUUGACUUUUUUCAUCUUGGGGGCGAAAAAAUUCUCAAAGGCCUGACCUACUUCCACAGGAUUUAUAUAUUUUAAAAGGCUAAUUAUCUAGCUAUGGGCUGGCCUGGAUUUUGGCAGGCAGCUGGAAAUGAAAGUGAGCCUACAUUGUUGCUGCUAUGUGGAACACUAAAAUGGGUCCAAGUUAAUGGACAAUCACAGUGUUGUGGUGUUAGAAUGUCUAAAUGGGGACUAAGGAGACCCAUUUUCAAAUCUGGUAUGAAGCUCUCACUGGGUGACUUUAGCCCAGUCCCAGCUUAAUCUUCCCCUGCCAGCAGGACCAAUGAUCAAGUUUGACUCCAAAAUAUGGAGAGGGGCACCUGGUUGGGGAGGACUGAUCAAGCCCAGUGCUCCAUCUCCAGCAAUGGAACCACCAGCAUACAUUUUAAAAGGUAAAGCAGCAAUAAAUACAGAUAACAUCAUUAGGAAAGUCAUAAUAUGGGCAACUCCACACUUACACUUGCUCGUCUUGUGCACAACCCGUACACACAGCGCCAGGAAAUAAUUCAAUUCAUAUCCAGAAAUGGCGGGAGAGAGCUGGAAAGUCCUUGUAGCUCACAAGGAGACCCUCUGUGGAUCCCAAAGAUGAUGUCAGUGAAGAAGUGGGUGGAGGUGCAGUGGGGCUUUGUUUGGGAUGCUCAGCCUCCCUGCCUAACAACUGGUGUGUGGGGUAGCGCAACAGCAUCUACUUUCCCGUGCGUCCUAUAGCUUCCUGCCAGCCCCAGAGCUUCCAUUCUAGUUGUGGAUAUUUUGGGAUACAGUAUGUAUUGAAGAAAGUGGGGCAGAAAGGGUAUUUAGAGGGCGCUUCCCAUUUUACACAAUUUCACUUAUGUGCGCGGUCCCCUGGAAUGUAACCCCCAUGUAAGUGGGGAGUCAUCUGUAUCCUAUUUAAAACAAUACACAAAACUGUGCAUCUAAAAGUUGCAGAUCUUUGCCUACCGCUGGAAAGUUAGCGCCAAGGGUUUUCUAGAGUCAGGGCAGGGGGCACAAGGAUAGGGAUCCCUGUUGCUGGUCCUUAUCUAAUUCAGCAUUGAAUGGUAAAGAUAAGGAGGGAGAACGAGAACAGCUCCCUGAAGAAGAAGAUCUCAGCAUCCAGGCAGGUGUUUAUUCAGGAAACGGUAGUAACUUAGUCCUCUAGGACUUAAGAGAAUAUCUGUGUGUCCCAGAACAAUUUCAUAUUUAAGAAGUUCAGAGGUGAUGGGGAAGCUUAUCUUUUCAGAGACAUUUGUUUGCCACUUUCAUAUUUGAGGAGGCCCAAAAUUACUUCCUAAGGAACCUGAGGAUUCCCCAGAACACAGCUGGAACGGAGCUUUUCAAAGGAAACAGAUCAUUCAAUUACAUCUUUGCGUUAACUUUCAAAUACCCUCCUCCCCCCACCACAUCAAAUCACUCGAUUUUUCACACCAUUUGGGUAUAUAUCAUUGAAAUCCUGCCACAGAUAUAUUCCGUUUAAACAUGUUUGUUGGUAUUUAAGGAAAGAGAUUAGCAGUGAUAUGCCAAGCUGUCAGAAUUUCUGAUAAGGUUAAUAAAGACCAAGGCAGCCUUCCAAAACAGCUUAAUCCUUGUGGGUGAAACUGGCAAAUUAUGAGUCGAGAAGCCUUUCUGCUUCCUCUUUGGGGGGGAAAAAGAGGAGUCUUUAGACCUAGUAAACAAGCAACCCGGAGUUUUGUACUGUGUUACAGCUUAUACAUAUAUAUCAUAGUUGCUGACAGGUAUCUAGUGUAUUAAAGCCAUUGUGAUUGCUCAAUGUGUUUCAUCAAGUUCACUCAUAUUCUUUGGUGUGAUACAUCCAGUUAGUCCAAAGAAGCUAGGGGAUCAGGAAUAUAGAUGUGGACUCCUCAUGCAAAAGUUCCCUUCCCCCAUAGUUUGUAUUAACCCUAGUGUAGAAUCAUUCAUAUAUUGGUGCUAACCAAGGUUUAUGGUAUUCUUUUUAACCCUAUGUGAGACCAUGCUUUGAGGUAGCUUUGCAAGCCAUAGUUAGGAGGCAAUUCUGGGUAGCAUUAACUGUGAUUAGUGCCAGCAUGCCCACAACACUACCCUAUGCUAAAGGAAACCUUGGGAAAGUGUCUAUAAAAGCCACUGUAUAUGCCUGAUUUUACGAGAUUGGAAACACGGUUACAUUGGGCUGUUGAGAACAAUGGGAUUUUCUCUCAAGUAAAUGUGUAUAGAAUCUCCUUAUCUAUCUGCCUGCACAUUAUGAUCAAUGGAAGAGGCAGUCCUGGUGGUUCCUAGGUUAACUGAGUUGUGUGGUUCAGGUGCCCUUGGAAGAUCCUUUUCAGUGGUGGCUCCACAUCUGUGGUAUGACCUCACUGCUGAGAUGUGUCUCGCCCCAACUUAGUAUUGUUUCAGGCAUCUCUUUUUUGUUUUUUAAAAAACAUAUUUCACUGGGAUUUUAGUGGCUAAUGAGGUAAUUGUUCUACUUAUGCAGUAUAUGAGAAUUACUUUAUUGAUUUAUUAUGCUUUCAUAUUAUUAUUAAUUUUUAAAGUAAAUUGCCAGUAUAGAAUCUUUCAUAAAACUGCAUCCUUGAACAUACUUUGCUUUGACCUAUACUCCUAAGAACUGCAGACAUUUUAAGCUUUAGCUGUGUUGCAUCCUCAUUAUGUUUUCUCCCAUCCUUUGCGGGCCAGAAGAAGAGUUUUGUUUUCUAAAAAAAUUAACUGCUGUGGAUCUAUGUAAACAAGCUCUCAAAACUUCCUAGAGUUCAACAGCCUUUGUGGGAAUUCCCUUCCAUAUAAAUGUUUGGCAGUCAACCAGUUAGGUUGGCAGUCUGGAUCAAAGGUUGCCACUACUUGGUGAGCUUUAAUAGGUGAUAGGCUCUUUUAAGCACUUGUCAUGCAUGGUCACUGAAUAAUCAAGCACAGCUUCUAGCUAUUUACACUAGCAGUAAAGAUGCUUGGAAAUCUCAUUUCCCCCAAGGUUGUUGUACAUAGAAAGUGCACAUGCUGGAGUAUUUGCAACACAAUUUCUGUAAAGUAAAAUUGAAUACCCUGAGGAUUACAGUGGACGCUUGGGUUGCAAACGUGAUCCGUGCAGGAUGCGCAACCGCCGAAACCCGUAAGUACAGUGGUGCCUCGCAAGACGAAAUUAAUUCGUUCCGCGAGUUUUGUCGUCUUGCGAUUUUUUUCGUCUUGCGAAGCACGGUGUCGGGAAAGUUUUGGAAAAGCUUCAAAAAUCACCAAAGUCUUUAAAAACCUCAAAAAAGGCUACCACACCGCAUUCUAUGAGUUGCUCAUCGAAGUCAAGUUGCAACUGUAUUAACGGUGUUAAGAAAAAGGAAACAAACUUGCAAGACGUUUCCGUCUUGCGAAGCAAGCCCAUAGGGGAAAUCGUCUUGCGAAGCAGCUCAAAAAACAAAAAACCCUUUCGUCUAGCGAGUUUUUUGUCUUGCGAGGUACCACUGUAACCCGUUCGGUACUUAAGGGUUUCGGUGGCCCGCAACCCGAAAAAACGCAACCUGAAGCAUCUGUAACCCGAGGUAUGACUACUACAAAGAGCAGAGGUUUUCACUUUUUUGAGUCCAGUGCUCCCUUGGCCAACUAUAUUCUUUCUGCGGCACCCCCGUGGGGCUCAGGAGCUCAGUUAUGUCACCCCUUGCCUGCAGAGCUGGCAGCCUCUCACCCUUUUUCGAACACCCUCCCUUGUGGAGUAUUCCCUCAGCCUCCUCUCCUCUCCCCUCUCCUUGGGAGCCCUCAGGGCAGCCGCAGCUACCGUCCCUGGUCUCUCCCCCCCCCCCACCCCAAAGAGAGGUGCCUCAUCACACUGCCCCCACAGGGGCCUGAGAAGAGGAUGUCAUAGAGCAGGGGUUGGCAAGGUGUUUACAGACCAUGGGCCAGAUCACUCCCAUGGAGAUUGUCUGUGGGCCGGACUGGCGCAGCGUGACGCCGGAUAUCACGUCUGCGCAUGUCCGUGGCACCGGAAAUUGCUUCUGCGCAUGCCCAGACGCCGAAAAUCGCGCCUCCACAGAAGCGAUUUUCGGCGUCUGGACAUGCGCAGAUGCAGUUUCUAGUAUCUGCAUGUGUGCAGACGCAAUUUCCUCUCAGCACGUCCCUAUGCCGGUUUAGUGCAGCGUGUGGGGGACUUUCCAAGUGGGCGGCUCGGUUCAGGGGCGGCUCAUGGGCCGGUAAAACAGUCUUCAUGGGCCGCAUCCAGCCCAUGGGCCACACAUUGCCGACCCCUGUCAGAGCAUGGGGUUGCCAGUGUGGUGCCCACAUGCCCCCAAGGGUCUUCCCUGGCGUCCCCAGGAUUCUUCCCCCUGCAGAAAGUCAGCUUAAAAGUUUUUCUUGUUGCCUGUGAAAUAGUUUGUUCUGAAUGCUUGGUUGCUGAGUGUGUGUAUCAUGCCUUCGGCAAGUUUCUCCAGUUUUGCUGGUGACCCCUGACAUAGAAGCAUAGUGAAACAGUCUUGCCAAUGUCUAUUAAAAGCUACUGGCUCGUACACUGAUAUUGUUGUUUUAAAGUACCCUAAAGACAUGGUCAAUGUAAGUCAUUUGUGGCAUGACAACACAGAAAGGAAGUGGGGGAAAGAAACCUCUCAGGGUUCAGUUUAUAAUAAAUUGAGCCAUAUCAUGGUUAAGGAAGCCUAACUGUGGCUUUCUGCUGUCUCUGUGAAGUGACAAACCACCAUUUGCAAUUGGCUGGCAAACCAGAAUCUGAAACUGUAGUUUGAAAGCCAUGGUUUGGUCACUUUGGUGUGAUGUCUGAAUUGUCAGGCUAUCACUAUAGAAGGGCAGAUGUUUAAACCCUUGUUAGCACAAAGCAUGAUUUGGCUCGAUGCCUGAACAAGCUUUCUUUCCCUAUUGCCUGGAAGCAGUUCUUUUUCGCCAUGGGCGAGUCCAUACUGGACUAUUUACAAGCCUGACUUCCUGGGACGGGAUGGUAGAGCAAAUGCUUUGCAUGCAGAAGGUCCCAGGUUCAAUCCUUGGUUGUCUCUGUUUAUAUACGGGUCCAGUAGCAGCUGAUAACAGAGACCCUUCCCAACCAGAGAUCUUGGAAGAAUUGCUGCCAGUCAAAGUAGACAGCACUGGGCUGGAUGGACCAGUAGUCUGAGCUAGUAUAAGCCAGCUUCCUAUAUCCACAGGGGAGAGACCAUAGCUGAGUGGUAGAGCAUCUGCUUUGCAUUCAGAAGUUUCCAGGUUCAAUCUCCAGAACCUCUACGUAAGGCUGUCAAAAGAUUCCGUCUGAAAAUCUGAUAUGCUUCUGCUGGUCAAUGUAGGCGAUACAAGAGUUCAGUGAACCCAUGCUCUGACUUAGCAAGCUGCACUUAUACAGUGGUACCUCGUGUUACAUACGCUUCAGGUUACAGACUCCGCUAACCCAGAAAUAGUACCUUGGGUUAAGAAUUUUGCUUCAGGAUGAGAACAGAAAUCGUGCUCCAGCGGCACGGCGGCAGCGGGAGGCCCCAUUAGCUAAAGUGGUGCUUCAGGUUAAGAACAGUUUCAGGUUAAGAACGGACCUCUGGAACGAAUUAAGUACUUAACCCGAGGUACCACUGUACUAAUAAAACGCAGUCCUUUAAAAAAAGAAAACCCUUAAACAAUAUUUUCCUGAUGUAGACAUUUUUUACAACAGUGCUGUUUCUAGUAGCUUCAGUCCCCAGAGAAUGGGGCAGACUGCUGGACUUCAGAAAAACAUGCAACGUAGUAAACAAAAUUUUGCUGGCUUAUCCUCUGUGUACUGAGGGGUGUGUGUGUGGAAGUAAUGCAUUUUACUUGGCAAAGCGAAGCGUAAAAAGCUGUCAGAGCCUGAUGGCUCACAUGAGUGUUACAAAGAACAAAUACUCUACAAUCCAGAAAGCUUUUUUUAUCUUGUAGGUUCCUUCCUCUCCUCCUUGUGAUUAAUUCUGGCAAGCAAAGCUAUGCAACUCACUGCCCUUGCCAUAUAACUUUGCCCCUUCUGGCCCAGCGAUACCAUCACAGCUGGCAAAGUGGAUGGGACCAGACAGAUAACUUGCUAGGUUAAGCUUAAACCAUGAGCAGAGACGUGUUUACGGGAGGGCAAAUGGGAUAGUUGCCCAGGGCGGCAAAGCUGAGAAGGUGUUGCCAUGUGCACACCACCUGCAGUGACCACCCCAGGGUGCAAGGCGGGUUGCAUGCCUAGUUCUUUGACAGGAGAGGCUUUGCCCUGCUGCUGCCACCACUAGUGCUGCCAAAACCACACCUGAGCAGGGAGGCAGGCAGCGGAUAGAGAGGAAGAGCACACUACCACAUGGGAUUGUGAGGCCUUUGGGACUUGCACUCUGAAGUUGAGUCAAGGUAUCCCCAACACACAUGCAAAGAGGAAGGAAUUUGGUGCUUGUGUGCUCUGUUGAGGUUGCACAUGAACAAGUUCCUGGGAGGAUAUACCGGUACCACUUCUGCCCAGGGGUGGCAGACACCUUAAAAAUACACCACUGGUCAUUAGGUGUACCAAGUAGCCUGAUUUUGGGUAAUGAGCAAUGUUUUGUGACCCUGUUUGUCAGCAGAGAGCAGCCAUGCCCUGAGCUAGAACAAACAGUGUGCCACACUCCUGGCUUGAUAUUUAUGUCACUCAGUACAACUCAUAAAACUCUUUUCUCCCUCUUCCUGCAGCUUUACCAACAAGGCCGACUAUGCCAGCUGGGUAGUGAAUUCUGCGAACUGGAAGUUUUUGCAAAGGUGCUUCGAGCUUUAGAUAAAAGGUAAGUCAGUGCUUACAAAAAUGGCAGCUCCUCUCACUUUGCAAGAUGAACAUUUCCCCCUGUAAAAUAUAACUGGAUGCAGUCCAAUCACCACUGAGCAUUUUUGAGCCCCACCAGUUUCAGUGCUUAACUCUGGUUGGAAUCUGUGGGUGCUCAGUGCUUAGAAUGUGACUGGAUAGCACCCACCCUUUUGCGUAAGGUGCCUUGCCCAAUAAAUUUGUGUUUUGCAGCUGCUUUCAGCCAUGACUUCCUGUUGGUUAGCUUGGCUACCAGCAUGUAAAUACGGUAGUCAUGUUCUGACUUAAAAGACAUAGCUUUGUAAAGAUUUUAACCUGGAGGUGUAUCACAAAUAUGCCCUACAGUGUAAACCUAAUAAAUGUAAGCACCAUUGGGUUUAGCAGAACCCAUAGGUAAGUGUAUCUACAGUAGAAGCUUUCUUUAAAGCUUAGUUUAAGACAGAGGGGGCGAGGCCUCCCGGGUCCUAGGAAGACAAUGGUCAGAAUCUACUAGUGAGCCUUUCCUCUUCUAUGUGCGUUCUCUUGAGCUUUCGUGUCUUGAGUCCAGAACAAAAUUUAAACACAAAAGAAGACACAGACACAACUCUCCCAAGUUCUCUAUGUAUGUAAGAGAACAUAGGAGAGAGGAAGGGAAUCACAGGCAACCACAGAUAAACCAAACUAAAGAAGCUUUCUCAGACAACAGGCUCUCACUGGAUUCGGUAUCCUCUGCUACUGUGGGCAAGGAAAGGUUUGUGGGGGUGGAGGGAAGAAAAGCAAAAUUCUCCCCAAAGUAUGUUUUGUUCUUUUGCUUAACAGCCCUGUUAACAGGCUCUGGCAGCUGCUUUUGUGUCGGGGUGGUGGAAGUUUGAUUGAUUAAGAGCUCCCAGCCUUGUGGUGCUCGCAUAAUUCAUGUGGCUGAUAUUGGCUGUAGCAGGAAUUCCGGAUGAUGGAUUGCUUCCUGUUUUUGCGAAUCUGGGCUGGAGGUGGCAUUUUGGAUUUUUUUGUGAAAAUUGCAGGGUUUGGGGGUGGGUGGGUGUCUUCUACCCCACCCCAUCUCAAGGACACAGCAUAAAUCUGUUCUGUGCUGUAAAAUGCGGCAGCUGUUUGUGUUUGAGUGUGUAUGUGCUAGUCGUAGACGAAUGUUAAGCUUUUCUGAGUUCCUGUAUUAUGGCAGAGAGAGAUGGUGUUGUAUCCAACUAAGCCCUAUCAUUGAAAUGACUAUAAGGUAGUCAUACCUAUUAACUUUGGUGGGUCUGCUCUGAGUAGGACUAGCAUUGGAUACCACCCAUGGAUACAGGGAGGGCAGGGAAUGCAUCUGUUCCAAAGGGCUUAACCAGAUUGUAAUUUGUGGUCUCUUUAUUUUUUAGUACAGAGUUUUUCAACCUUUUUGAGUCCACGGCUCCCUUAACCAACUACAUUCUUUCUGAGGCACCCCUGUGGGGCUCAGGAGCCCAGUUAUGUCACCCCUUGCCUGCAGAGCUGGCAGUCUCUCACCCUUUUUCAAACACCCUCCUUUAUGGAGUGUUCCCUCAGCUUCUUCACCUCUCCCCCCUGCUUAGGAGUACUCCGGGCAGCUACUACUGCUGUCCCUGGCCUCUGAACUGCCCCAUCAAACAGCUGUGCAAGCCUUUGGGAGGCAGAGAUGCGAGGGCAUCAGAGGAAGGAGGGAAGGAAAGAGGGUCAGAGGCCUGUGUUGCCCGCAGCACCCCUGACCAUCAUUCAUGGCACCCCAGGGUGCUCCAGCACACUGGUUGAAAACCACUGCUUUAGUAAAUGGCUUGAUAGUUCAGUGCCUGUUACUUAAAACAGAAACUCACAGUGAAGUUCCCAAGGGGUAAGCCCCUUAAACUCAUUGGAGCUUAUCCUCGGUAAGUAUACCUUUGGACUGCAUGCACAAAGUGUUUGUUGGAAGGAGGUAAAACGUUUUUAUCUUCUCCCUCUUCCUUCUGUUUCCCUUGCAGACAUCUACUUCAUCACUGUUUUCAGGCAUUGAUGGACCAUGGAGUAAAGGUGGCAUCCGUGUUGGCCUAUUCGUUCAGCAGGAGGUGUUCCUACAUAGCAGAAUCAGAUGCUACUGUAAAAGAAAAAGCUAUCCAGAUUGGAUUUGUCUUAGGUAACUGUGGGUGAAAUAGGAUAUUAGUCUAUCUUGCUUGCUUGGAACUUUGUAAGAGGCACAUGAAGAAGAAACUGAAAUAAGAUUUUCUUUCUCCCCUAUUACAUAUUUUACUAAGGAUGUCGUCAUGCUGCAGUUCGCAUGGCUGCUGAAAGGCGGUACUGCGAAGUACAGCAUGACCAUAAACUGGGCAAGGAAGAGGGAACCAGAGAUGGAGGCAAACGGGCACCUGGCCUAGGCCAGUGAGUGGAGGUUCAGAGGGGUAAGGAGUAGGCAGUGUUGGCGAGUGAAGCGAGAAGGGGAGCAGCCUAUAGAACACUGUUUCUCAAACUUGGGUCCCCAGCUGUUGUUGGACUACAACUCCCAUCACCCCUAGCUAACAGCACUAGUGAUGAUGGGAGUUGUAGUCCAACAACAGCUGGGGACCCAAGUUUGAAAGGAAAAAAAACUGCUGGGGGGAGGGGAGAGAAAGUAAAGAAAUAGCUCAAUUCCUUUCUUCAAAAGGAAGUCAAUACUGUGUGGCUUGGAUCCAGAGAAUUGCCCAACCGCUAACAAUAGUAAAUAAAUAAAAUGGGGAAGUGUAGGACCCUUCUCUAUGGUAAUGGCGCCCUGGUUGCACAACACCUUGUCCAUGUCCAUUGCCUUUGUAGGAGGCUUCCUCUCGGACGCCGGCUGGUACAGCGAUGCUGAGAAGGUCUUCCUCUCCUGCCUUCAGUUAUGUACGCUUCACGACGAGAUGCUCCACUGGUUUCGUGCGGUGGAGUGUUGCGUGAGGUAAGCCCUGUCCCCAUUUUUUAGCAAGGGGGUGAGAUGCUCGUGCUGCAGGGUGUGUCUGUGCUUAACGCGAGUAAAUUAUGAAGUGGCCAUGAUGACUAGUUAAUGGGCUGCUGUUCAUCGAGGCCACCUGUGUAGAUUGUGGAGGCCUUUCCUAGUGCCCAUCCGUCCCCAGCGACUGUGACUCUCACGGGACAGAAAACAGCUAAUGCGGGGGUCAGGUGUCAGGCAGGUUUAGCACACCUUUUGCUUCCUGCCCUUCCCUCUGGUUGCCAUGGUCUGUGUUUCUGCUUGAUCCUGCGCUUUAAAGCACACACAUUUCCACUCCAUGGCUUAGAUGGCUUUAAAAGGGGCCAAACAAAUUCCAGGGCGGUCAGUGACUCCUGCAGCGAUGGCUAUGUUCUACUUCCUACAGUCGGAGGAAGUAUGCCUGUGGAUACGAGUUGCUGGGAAUCGCAAGGAGGGAGAGUGCUGCUGAACUCAGGUCCUGCCUGCAGGCUUCCCAUGGGCACCUGCUUGGCCAGUGUAAGGAAAAAGCAUUGGACCAGGUGGGCCACUCGUCUGAGCCAGCAGAGCUCUCCUUACAUUCUUCUGGGAUUACCCUCCGGAGAUCCAUAUGUCCAAAUUGGACCUCCCCAGGGUUUCCAGCCAGUCCUGCGCAAUGGCUGCUGGAAUGGGAUUCAUCGGCAAGCAAUCUUGGGAGAUGACGUGCAUCUGUGAGUGUGUACGGUUAGCCGAUCACUCACCCUCCCCAUUCCCAGAGUUGCUCUUCCAUAAAACUAGUGGCUGACAAGCGACAAGUGAGACUAUCUGUAGCUGAAAGCCUUACGAUACAAAGCUUGUGGUGAUGGUUCUUUGGGGUUAAUAAUAAUAAUAAUAGUAAUAAUAAUAAUUUAAUUUAUACCCUGCCCAUCUGGCUGGGUUUCCCCAGCCACUCUGGGCGGCUUCCAACAAAACCCUAAAAUACAAUAACAUAUUAAACAUUAAAAGCUUCCCUAAACAGGGCUGCCUUCAGAUGUCUUCUAAAAGUUUGGUAGUUAUUUUUCUGUUUGACAUCUGGUGGGAGGGCGUUCCACAGGGCGGGUGCCACUACCGAGAAGGCCCUCUGCCUGGUUCCCUGUAACUUCCCUGUAACUCGCAGCAAGGGAACCGCCAGAAGGCCCUCGGUGCUGGACCUCAGUGUCCUGGCAGAACGAUGGAGGUGGAGACGCUCCUUCAGGUAGCCCUGUGGGUGUGACUGCACCCCAUGAUUCCCCAUUCAGAGAACCACACUUGCAGGUAAGGAACCUGUUCUUCCUCCAGUGUCCCAAGGACCUCUUUGUUACCUAGUCUGCACUUGUAUAAAAAACAAAUAAAUCCGAGGCCUGGGAAGUACGGACUGCAUGUUCAGGGCCAUGGUCUCAAUCAAUCUUGCUGUGUGCUGCUGAUGUGCAAACAAGGUGACAUUUCCUGCCUGGAGAGCCAGGUCACUGCUGUCCCCCCCCCCCCCACGCCUCCCUUGUCCUCCGCCUGCUUGUUAUUGACUCUUAGGGGGUUGUGCUGACUUAAUGCUUAGCUGUGAUUUCCUGCAGAUCCUUGUACUGCAGAACUGGCAGAGGACUUUGUCGUUUUAAAAAAAAAAGGCUGGAAGAGGAGACAGGCCCUAUUCCUGUUUUAUUAAUAUGUGCAACUCAAUACAUUAAUAACAUUCCAGUACAAGAUGGCUGUUUGGAAUUAUUCCUAGUCGUCCUUGCAAGAACACACUCACCUGCUCGGGGCUUCGUUGAAUGCUUUAUAUCCACUUUUAGGCUUUCCCUAAUAAAUCACUGUCCUGCCAACCUAGCAGUUCGAAAGCACGUCAAAGUGCAAGUAGAUAAAUAGGUACCGCUCCGGCGGGAAGGUAAACAGCGUUUCCAUGCGCUGCUCUGAUUUGCCAAAAGCGGCUUAGUCAUGCUGGCCACAUGACCCAGAAGCUGUACGCCGGCUCCCUUGGCCAAUAAAGUGAGAUGAGUGCCACAACACCAGAAUCAGCCACGACGGGACCUAAUGGUCAGGGGUCCCUUUCCCUUUAAUAAAUUACUACUUAAGGUGGAUUAAACAGAGUAACUUUCACUUGUCUAGGAAUUGAGAUCUAUGGUGGGAAUAAACUUUCAGAUAUCUUACCGCCCCCCCCCCCCCCCCCCCAAAAAAAGAGUUUUGCCUUUUUUCUGCUCUGUCAUGAGAAGAAGUUUCUUUGGUUGCUCAGGAGCAGACAUGUCCUGGUUGUUUAAAAGCCAAGAGCCCCCCCCCCUCCUGGGAGGCAUCUUAAAGUGGGUGAGGGGAGGCUAUUAGAACAGGAGGGUGGUUGUGAGAGUGGAGGCACUCCUUCCAGUGCUUUCAGUCACUUGCAGGCUGUGUACACACCGUAUGUUUUAUCUCUUUAUUGUUUUAUAAAAAACAUUUCUAUACUGGAAUUACAUUUGAAAAAAUCAAAGAAGUUUACAACAAUUAAAAAUACAUUAAGAACAAUACAAAAAAAAAGACCACCAGCUGACAUACUAUGAAACAUAUUUUUCUUGUCUGCAUAAGCCUGACAGCAAGGAGAAGUCUUCAGCAAACACUGGAAAGUCAUUUAAAGCACAUUCCUCACUCCAAAGAAUCCUGGGAACUGUAGUUUAUUAAGGGUGCUUGGAGUUGUUCUGUGAGGGGUGAACUGCUGUUCCCAAGAUUCUUUUGCUGGUGGGAGGGAAUGUGCUUUAAAUGUGUGAUGUGUAUGGAGUUGUAGUGCCUUGUAAGAUAACCCUUAAUCUCUGGCCAGUUUAUUGGUGUCACACACUCACUGAAUUAAAUGGUCAGAUUACCAGAGACAUGUGUCCAAAGUACAAUCCUUUGGUGUAUUCAGAUAAAAGGUGGGAAAGGAAUGUGCUUUAAAAAUACAUAUAUUACAAAAUGUACAACUCAUAUGAUUAAUACAAAAUUCAUUAACCACUCAUUAAUCAUAGCAAUUCACAAUAAAUAAAACACACACAGAGCUGUGUAACCUCUUGUAAUUCGUUGUUCUACGAUGCCACAAGCAAAAUCUACUUUCUCAUAAAUCCAUCAGUAUUAUCCACCCUUUUCUUCAGAAAGCAAAAUACCUCAGACACAUCUGCAGUAUGCCAUAUUUUUAAUCUGUAAUUGAGGUCGGGGGCAGUAUCUCUUUUCCAAUAAGAAUGAGUUUUAUUUUAUUUUUCAAUCCUGUGUUUUUAAUGCAUGCUUUUAAAAUGCAUCUGGUAUUCUGUGAUAUACUGGCUCAACAAUAAGCUCAUUACACUUUUCUUGUGCACCACAAUGCAAAACAUUUUGGUUUGUUAAACCAGAGUUUCCUGUUCCAUCUGAACUGGACAACUGUGGUUUAAUCCCUGACUACAAACUAGAAUUGGUUUCCUAUCUAGGUCUGUAGUCAAAGGCCAACCCAGUCACUGGAAGCUGGUUUAACAAACCGCGGAGGUCUUGCAUUGCGUCAUCCAGGAGAGGGGAAGAGGAACACAUGGGCGAAAUACUACUUCUUGACCCAGUAAACAAUGGUUUGUCGAACCAACACUCUUGCAUCUGAACCAGGCUGCUGCCUCUGAACAUGUCUUCCUGCCUGUGGUUUGGCGGCAUGCAUUAAAGAAAUUACUUAGGAUGUUAAAAUAUUAUUUAACGGUGAUGAGAAGCUUCCUUGUUUCAUUUGAGGAUGCGCAAUCACAAAGCCAGUAAUCGCCUUUUAAUAGUCUGAAUCGCUCAGCAACUUUCCUGCUCAAGGUUUCAAGAUCCUUUUGUGUCUUGCCCUAGGUUGCUGCAUGUCCGGAAUGGCAACUGUAAAUACCACCUGGGAGAAGAAACGUUCAAAUUAGCGCAGUCUUACAUGGACAAGCUAGCAAAGCACGGCCAGCAAGCCAACAAAGCUGCUCUAUAUGGGGAGCUGUGUGCCCUGCUCUUUGCAAAGAGCCAUUAUGAUGAGGUGAGCGUCUUUCGCAGAAUCCAGCCUAGAACAUCUCCGCAUGGGAAGUAGCUCAGUGGCAGAGCAUGUCUUUUGUAUGCAGAAGCUUCAGUUGGGUGCUAAGAUCCUCAGUCAGUGUGAGAGCCAGUGUGGUGUAGUGUAGUGGUUAAGAGCGGUAGUCUUGUAAUCUGGGAAACCGGGUUCGUGUCUCCGCUCCUCCACAUGCAGCUGCUGGGUGACCUUGGGCCAGUCACACUUCUUUGAAGUCUCUCAGCCCCACUCACCUCACAGAGUGUUUGUUGUGGGGGAGGAAGGGAAAGGAGAUUGUUAGCCGCUUUGAGACUCCUUAAAGGGAGUGAAAGGCGGGAUAUCAAAUCCAAACUCUUCUUCUUCUUCAGUCAAGCACCUUCCCUCACUCCCAUGAACACCAGAAGCAUGGUUGGUGGUGACAUGAGAGAGCCUUUUCUGUGGCUACUCCCAUAUUGUGGAAUUUCCUCCCAAGAGAGGCUAGACUGGCUCCUUCAUUGCUGUCUUUCCGAUAGCAGGCUAAGGCCUUCCUAUUCAGAUAGGCCUUUGAAAACCAGGUGCAGACCAUGUUGACCGCUGUCAGGGCAAUCAGUAUUUUAAUGCCAGUUCGAAAUGUGUUUUGCCGUAUUUUAACUGUUGUUUUUAACUAGCUUGCCUUUAUUAAUUUGUGUCUUAUAAUUAUGUUUUUAAAAUGGAAGCUGUUUUGAAUCCCAACUUGGGAGACAGACAGGGUAUGAAUAUAUUUAAUAAUAAUCCCCGAUGGCAUCUCUGGCCAAACUAGGAGUGGCCUCCACCUGAAAGCCUUCUGUGUAGACAGUGCUGAACUAGGCGGACCAGUGACUUGGUACAAGGCAGCUUCCUAUGUAGUCAGAACAGGCCAGCUAUUCUUUCCAGCACAAAGUGUUCUGUGGGUUCACUCAGCAGCAGCGCGUGGGCAGACAAAAGCAGGUUUCACUGAGGUUUGGUGACAGAAUUCCAGCUGGUAAGGUGGUGCCAAAUAAAAUUAGCAUUUGGCUAAAGCUAGCAUUUGGCUCAGGUUCAAGUGCCAGAGUUUGCAGGAACCGAAGUGUUUUCCCAGCCUUUGUUGGGAUAGCGUUUAAAUCCUCAGCUGGGAACAAACAAUUUAGGAACAUAGGAAGCUGCCCUAUAUUAAGUUAGGCCAUCUAGCUAAGUAUUCUCUACGCUGACUGGCAGUGGCUCUCCAGCGUUUCAGAUAGGGAAGCUGCCCUGGCUCUACCUGGAAAUGCCAGGGUUUGAAGCAGGGACCUUCUGCAUGCAUAGCAGAUGCUCUACCACUGGGCUACGGCUCUUCCAUCACCCUGGAGAUUGGUGGCUCCAAGAUCUCUUGCAGGACUCUUGCCUCCAUGCUGUUUGCCAGAGUGCCUUUCCCUAGGACUGCCUGUUCCUCUGCUCUUGACUUCAGCUUUACAUCUUGACAGACACCCAGACACACCAUCGCAACAGCUGAUAGUCUUGCUAGAACAGCAGAUUCUCGCAGUUCAGAGUUUGAAAGCCAAGUUCUUGGGAGCCUCUGUUUAGAUUUCUAUGAACAUCUUAAGUGCUGGAUUAAGGACUGGAGAUCUCCCUUUGGCCAGGAGGCCAAAGGUCGAAAGAUAAGUGGUGGGGCAGCGAGGCUCCUGCAAAGCAACUGCUCCUAAACUUUAUUUGAACGACCAGGCUUGGAAGUCAGGACAGGAGAAGGGAUCUGCAAGCCCCAUUGGGGGUUCUGCACCUGCCUCCCCACUCCCAGCAUUCUCUCUGAUUUCCAUUAGAGAUUACACUCUCAUCUCCAUAGAGGUUUAGUUGAAAAGGCAGAGUGGUACUUCAGUGAAUAAAGUCAUGUGUUUGUGUGUAUUGUGAUAUUGGAACCCAGUACCAGUUUUGAUGGACAGCCCUUGGGCUUGACGCCCUCAAUUCUACCCUCCGCUUCCCUCACGGAGUGUGUCUUCUCUCUGCCAUUGUUGCCACUGCUGCUUCUGCUUCCUCAUUGGUGCCAGACAGAGCCAGUGAAGUUGAAGGCAGUGGCAGCUCCUCCUCUUGCUUGCUACUUCUGUUAUUGAGAGGCAGGGUAAACCAGCAGGUUUCCAGUGAAGGGACAGGUCUAAGAGGCUCUUCUGAAUGGAUCCCCUGCUGCAUUGAGGGUUCUUGGCAAAUGCCCAGGCACAUCGACCAUUGACAGUGACCCUACUGGAACCUGAAUUUGCUUGGUUUCAUCAUCCCUCCCUGUUUCCUUUUUACCUUUGGCUAUCAGAUUGUAAACCUGCCAACAAGAGCUGCUUUUGCAUUUGGGAAAAAAAUAAAUAAUUCUGCACAGCACAUAGAAAAUUUGAGGCUUUUAAUAAAAUCUUAAAUAAUCCUGACAAUAUCCUUGGGUGCUCCACAGGCUUACAAAUGGUGCAUAGAAGCCAUGAAGGAGAUCUCAGUUGGAUUGCCAGUAAAAGUAGUUGUGGACGUUUUACGGCAAGCUUCUAAGGUAAAUCUAACUCUUCUACAAAUAGCCUGCAUGCAAUUGAGCAGGGAUGGAACCUAUUCCAUGUUUCUUGCAGAGGGAAGUGGGCAGCAUCUAGUACUGUUAAGAAUCAGCCCUAAAGGAGAAAAUCAACAAAUGAAUUCCAAAAGCAGCAUUUCAGGCGUGUUGACCUUUAUGCUUUUCCUGACAAUUCAUUGCUCUGUCUUCCCCCUUUUUAAUGGGGCAGGCUUUCUACUCAGUUUAGCAGUUGAUGGCCAUUCUUGAACAGUGGCUUCCCAUAGGCAGGCAAGAAUGCCUUUGCAUAUUCAUGGUCUCUCAUGCCUGCUUUCUCUUCCUCUUGGCUUAGGCUUGUGUUGUAAAACGUGAAUUUAAGAAAGCCGAACAGUUAAUAAAACAUGCGGUGUAUCUUGCACGGUGAGUAUAUGCCCUGUUUCCAAAUGUUAUUGCCUGCUGCAUCUUGUUUGUGGUUCUAAGUUGUGUUCCUAUCUUCCAGGGAGCACUUUGGAGCCAAACACCCAAAAUAUUCAGACACACUACUAGACUAUGGGUUUUACUUACUCAACGUAGACAAUAUAUGCCAGUCGGUUGCAAUUUAUCAGGUAAGGUCCUUUGCUGCGUCUGUGCAGCCUUCAGGAUUCUAUUAAGUGGUUUUGUGCAUGUGUGUGUUUGUUUCUGCUCAGAAUUCUUUACUGCAGGUGAAGUUUUGUUACCGUACUUACUUUUCUCGCCAAAGUAGAUAAAAUUUGCAGGCAUGGUAGCCCCAUGGUAGCGGAUUAAUCCUACCAGACUUCAGAAUGAAAGCUGUAGUGAUUUUCCUGGAAGAACAACCUUUGCAGUUUGGGGCGGUUAAAAGAAGAUUCACUUAAUCUCCUCUAGUGUUUUAUGGGCAAUUUUUAUGAAAAUAGUAGAAGAAAAAAAAAAUAGCAGUAUCCCUUGGUAAGAAACCCAAAAAAGACGUCAAGAGUGUUGUGGGUGGAGAACUAAAAGGGAUUUGCUUCCCUCCCAGUGGUUUUUGGGCACAAGUUUUAUUACUGACAUUGCUGGGAGUGCCCUAAAAUUGAGAUUUCUUGGCAGGGGAUCUUUAGGGAGAUUUCUUUAAUAACAAGACCGAGCAUCACUCCCUCCCCCUACCUGGCUCUUUUUGAUCUAUAUAUAGAUGUGGAUAGAGAUCUAAAAAAGAAAUAAAGAACUCAUUUGACACCUAUUAACAGCAGCAAGAGCAACUAGCACAAUUCUAGAAGACAUUUGAUUUAGACAACUUAGAUUGCUGGUAUGCAAAAAGUCUGGCAAAUUGCUCUUCUAGAAACAAUUUUCCAUGAGUUGAAAGUGCUUGGAGGACAUACUGCAGGAAACCGUUCUUUUGUAAUAUGGCACAGCAUUAUUUUAUUUACAAACAAAGAAGCCCAUGGCCAUAUGGUCCCUCUGGUUUAUUCCAAGGUGUGGGCUUUGUGAAAGUAUGUCUAGGCAGACAGAUGAUCUUUAUAACAAAAAUAAUAAGUUUACUACUUAUAUGCUACUAGAGAGGGCCAUUGCUCAGGCACAGUUGGGGUGUGUGUGUGCAAAGUGACGUGAGCCACCCCGUCCUUCUCAGCCGCCCUCCAGCUGCAGGUUGCCCAAGAAGGAUGCAGUAGCUCAGGCUCCCUGUGAGCCCAGCCUCAUUUGCAAAAGCCUGGUGGUCCUCAGAUAAAGGGUGGUAUAGAAGUUUAACAAAUCAUCAUUAUGUUUCCAAUUAGAUUUUACCCAUUGGUGACUUGUGUCGACAGCUGUGUGAGAUACUACUUCAAAUAAUGCUUCUUCUGUCCCACACAAGCCAUCCUUUUAAAAAUGUCUAUGGCAGCUUCCAGAUCCUAGCUAAUUUAGCUGACUUGAAUAUUGUCUCUCACUCAAAUUGUUUCAGACCGCACUAGACAUCAGACAGUCGGUAUUUGGGGGCAAAAACAUCCAUGUUGCAACAGCUCACGAAGACCUGGCUUACUCUUCCUACGUUCACCAGUACAGUUCUGGGAAGUUUGACAAUGCGCUGUGAGUACUCUGUUUACACUUUUUUGGACCCAAAGGUUUUCUUCUUGCGUAAUGUAAAUAUAUAUAUAUAUAUAUUCAAAUGUUAAAAAGCAUGUGGUAUAGUCUUGCUGGGGCUCCCUCACGUGGGAGAGAUUGCAAGUCAAGUCCCUUCCCUUUGUUGCUGGCAAAGCUUUUUGUGGUUGCUGUUGUUGUUUGGAGAACUUUUGGAGCCACCUGGGCUGCUGUGCUAGGAAUGUCAAUGUGUGUUUUAUAUUCUCUGUAAAACACUUUGAUGUUUUAUUUACAGUUAAAUGGUAUAUGAAUGUAAUUUUUUUUAAAAAAAAAAUCAUUGUUCUGAUACUGGAGAUAGUAGAUGGCCAUCAUGACUAGCAGCCAUUGGUUGCCCUAUGCUCUGUGAAUUUGUCUAAUCCCUCAUUUAAUGCCAUUGAAGUGGGAGGCCAUCAUUACUGCAUCUUGAGCACCUGAUCCUGUGCUUCUUACUGUUCCUCCCCCUUGGCCUUGUUAAGGGUGUCUGGACUGUAUUCUACUCUUUCCAUGAUGCUGAGUUGGUAUUGAUACUCUGCAGUAAUAAAUAUGCAUUUAUUUACUUACAAAAGAGUUGGUUUUAUUGAUUUUGGGUGGGAACCAGAACAAUCUGAACAGAAGCACUUGAUACUGCAACAUUUUGUUGCAGGUACCACUGUCUCCCGCCCCUGCCCCCUUACAGAUAGCUUUAAAAAUGUGGUCAUGACAGCCUUGUAAAUAAACUACUAACUUGGACAUGGAAGCUGCUAGUCUAUUAGCAAGCUAGUAAAAAAUAUGCUGCCAGGAGCCCUCUCUCUUGCUUACGUAGAAUUCCUAGUGACCUCUGGUAACCAAUGUAGUUCUUAAAUAUGAGCUGAGUUGCGAGUUAACAUGUUGUGCAAAGAAGACUUUGCCCCCCACCCUAAACUUGCCAGUUAGGUUUGUUGGAUGAUCUGGAAGAGAGUAUGGGAGAUGGAGAGAAAAAAACAUUUCCUUGUCAGGAGGAGAAUUUCCUCCCAUCUCCUUACCACCAGGCAGACAAAGGCAGUCUUUGUUUCUAAGGUGAAAGUUGUGCCUUUUCCCAAGAUGUCUUGCAAACAUACCAGAAUCUCUCACAUAAGUCUUUUUCAUCCUGUUCCUCCCCCCGUGUUCUUAGCAUGUGCUAAACAGCUGCCCAGUGUCUACAAAAACCCACAGUAUGCUAAUGCAAUUCCCACAAAGCCCUCUGUGCAUGAUUUAGAUGGCCCUUCUGGGAACUUGCUGUUUCUGUGUUGACUACUCAGUAACUUUCCAAGAGAUUUCCCCCUCAUGUGUGCCUGUUUGCUCUUGACCUUAGAUUCCAUGCGGAGCGUGCGAUUGGCAUCAUAACCCACAUUCUCCCAGAAGACCACCUUCUCCUUGCCUCCUCCAAAAGAGUUAAAGGUACCUCCAUGCUGCUUUUGGCUGCGGCGCUUAGGGAGCAGAAAUAACUGCUGGUACUGUAGCAAAUGUCAAGGACAGGCAGGGAAGGAAAUGUGUGGGAAAACAGUGCCUCCCUCCACCGUGUCCAGCAUCUUCCACCUGAGGCUCACGCCUCACUCUUCCCAAAGGCAGGGUCAGCUUUAAGUGGCUGAUGUGUUUGAGCUUUGCGUACACCUUCAAAGCGGCCCAAUAAUUGGAGUUGGGAAAGGGUUAGGGUUGAGCUGAAAGACUUUUCAGAUAGUGCAGAAGUCUGCAUUCACUUCCUCGGGGUCCUAGCUGAUGCCUUUAAUGGUGUUGGGUCUUCUAAUGUGUCUCUUUCCUCCCCCCUUUCCUGUGCAAGCACUGAUCUUGGAGGAGAUUGCCAUUGACUGUCACAAUAAGGAGACAGAACAAAGGCUACUCCAGGAAGCCCACGACUUACACCUGUCUUCGCUCCAGCUUGCCAAGAAAGCCUUUGGGGAGUUCAACGUGCAGACGGCAAAACACUAUGGUAACCUUGGCAGGCUUUACCAGUCCAUGAGGAAAUUUAAGGUAAUUAUUGGGGGGGGGGGAGCAGCAAAUAUUAUUGACAUGUCUUCCUUGAACUGUAUCUCUGGCUCUCUUGACAAUCAUCUUACUAGACCAGCAAUUCACCAUUGUCUUAAUUUUGUGGGCGUGUUCCAGGAAGCGGAAGAGAUGCACAUCAAAGCGAUCCAGAUCAAGGAACAGCUUCUCGGCCAAGAAGAUUACGAAGUUGCUCUUUCUGUGGGACACCUUGCCUCGCUCUACAACUACGACAUGAAUCAGUACGAAAACGCCGAAAAGCUUUAUUUGAGAUCCAUAGCAAUUGGUGUGUAAACACUUUUGAGCCUAAGCUUGCAUAUACAGCGAUGUUGUCUCUCCGGGGGCGGGGGGGGGGGGUAGGUGAGGUUCUCUUUCCCCUGGAAGAAGACUAGGUAAAAAAGGAAGGAUGAUUAGGAGGUGGGGAACCAUAGGCCCUCCAGAAGUUCCUGAACUACAGCUCCCAUCAUCCUUGGCCAUGCCUGCUAUGAGCUGGCAUCCAACAACAUCUGGAAGGCCAAAAGUUCCCCACACCUGGCUUGGAUUUGGGGCAGGCUUCAAAUUCCUGCUCUCCCAUGAAGCUCACUGAAUGACCUUAGAUCAGGCCCCAUGUCUCAGCCUAGCCUAACAACACACGCUGCCUCAGUUUCUGUGUUACAGCAAAACCAUAGUUAACUGUUUGCAACAGACAUGUCUUCCUGAGCUGUUUGUCUCCAUCCUGCUUACACAAAUCACAAUCCUUAGUUUAGGAUUAUGGCCAGACCAUGAGUCUGGUUUGUUAUCAUCCAGCGUGAGCCAGGAUCAGAUAACCAUGCUAUGGUUUCUGGCUUACCACUGGGAUUGCCAGCAAGGUGUCUGUGGGUUCCCCAACACUCCCUUGGCACCCUCCAGCCCCUCACAAUUGUUCAAGUUUCUUUUUUAUUAUUAUUAAAAGAAAAUUAGUCAUUGGGAGGCAAAUUCUUGUUUCCAGCCAUCUUUGUUUCAUCUUCCCAGAAUGCCUCUGGGCCUCACAAUCAUUCCUAGAAGGGAAAAAGUAGAGGGCAGCUGUAGCUGUUGAUUUGUUCUCCCUCUUGCCCAGUCAAGCUUUGAUUUAAACAAAAGAGGUUUGAGCUAGAGGGGGAGGGAAGAGGAUUCUGUGUUGCAUGGUAAGAAUUGGGAUCGGUGCUGGGAGAAUGGUGGGGAGCGUUGCCUAUUUCAUUGUUGUGGUUGUGUUAUUUUGGGGUGUGGCCACAGAAGAGGAUAGAUGUGCUGUGUUGUUGCCUGGGUUUGUUCUGUUUUCAGGGGAGGGAUAUUCCCUUUGCGGGUUUGUUUUUUGACAGGGUGUUGUUGCCAUGAGCAUCCCACUGCCACAAGGUUCCUCCAACCAUUUCAAGACAAUUCCUCACCCAUCCAUUCAUUCAAGAACCCUUUUCUUCUAAUAGAAAACCCAGGGGUGGCUAGCAAGAACUUGAUAAAGCAAAGAGAGUAACAACAAGCCAAGCAUUGUGGGAACUAUCCACCGAUAAAAGUACUAUAAUAGCCUGCCUACAAAACAAGGAUGCCCUCCCACCAGAGCCCCCUACUGUCUAACCAGUGCUUUUCAGGUGUGUCCCCCCAGACUUCCAGAGAAGCUUCUUGCAGAGGAGGCAGGAAAGACAGGUGGCUUUCUGUACACACAGCAUUUGGAUCCAUCCCAACGUAAAGGACCUAGGGCAAUAGCAGAGGCCUGUGAGCAAAUAAUUGUGCUUCGUUUUAGCUGGUGAUGACGUCCAACACGCUGGACAUGGUUUUGGGGAAGAUGUUUGAAGGGAGCAAAUGUUGUCCCUUCUCUACCAGUAUUGGUUGGUUUAAUCAUAUAUUGAGUUGCGGAUAUAAUCUGUCCCGGAGGCACGUCUGCAACUUGAAGCGUUUGCAUCCAGAAGUGCUGCGCAUGCGCAAGGCGCGAUUUAGCGCUUCUGCGCAAGCGUGAUCUAGUGCUUCUGCGCAAGCGUGAUCUAGCGCUUCUGCGCAAGCGUGAUCUAGCACUUCUGCGCAAGCGGCAAAACCCGGAAGUAACCAUUCUGGUACUUCUGGGUUGCCAUGGGACGCAACUUGAAAAGACAUAACCUGAAGCAGACGCAACAUGAGAUUUGAGGUGGUGGGGAUAGCACACACCCAAGAUUUUUUUUUUUUGAGGGCAUGCGGGAACCAAUAUAAAUAGCAAUGUCUUCUCUGUUCCUUUAGGCCGGGGGUGGGGAACCUGUAGCUCUUGAUAUGCUGCUGGACGUUGCCUGCCAUCAGCCCCGGCUAGCAUGCCUAGUGGUCAGGGAGGGUGGGAGGCAACAUCUGGAGAGGAGGGGAAGACACAGUUUCCCCGCCCCAGAUCGGAGAACAUGGUAAAAUAUACUCCAGCUGAAAGGUAUCAGAUUUUUACUUAAUAAAAUAAAAUAAAGAGCAGGCUUCUCUGUUAGGCAACACUGAAAAAAGUACAGCAUUAAUUCUCCUUCACAUUUUGUUUAUUUUUAGGGAAGAAGCUUUUUGGGGAAGGUUACAGUGGACUAGAAUAUGACUACAGGGGCCUCAUUAAACUGUACAAUUCCAUUGGCAAUUACGAGAAGGUAUUUGAGUACCACAACAUUUUGGCCAACUGGAACCGGUUGCGGGAUCGGCAGUUUUCAGUGACAGACGCCCUCGAGGACGUGAGCACCAGCCUGCAAUCCACUGAAGAAGUUGUCCAGUCUUUCCUGAUGUCUCAGACCGCCGAAGGACAGAUUUGCUAA
Molecule: messenger RNA, 38018 nt
Organism: Podarcis lilfordi (Lilford's wall lizard)
Lineage: Eukaryota; Metazoa; Chordata; Lepidosauria; Squamata; Lacertidae
Source: the annotation of a GenBank genome assembly